UCCUGUUUCCUUGAUCCUCAAACGCAACUAGAGCCGACUGAGGUUUGCGAUGGAGCGAGAGAGGGAACCUUCACCUGUAGGUAUUUGACAUUAACCUGCGUUUCACCAUCGACAAAAAAACACAAGGGACUUUUGAAGUAAAGGCUCUGUGCUUCGGAUAUAGCAUCGCUGCACAGUCGCUGGAAAUAACUUCAUUAUUCCAGGGUUUUGUUUGUUUUUUUUGUUGCGGGCGACUGUCUCCCUGUCCUCCGGUUUAACAGGAUACUGCAGCCUGUAUGGAGGGAUGUCGGCAUGGCUUGCACCAGGAGAACCAAAACUUUGGUGUCCACAUGCGUGAUCCUGAGCGGCAUGACCAACAUUGUUUGCCUGCUCUAUGUCGGAUGGGUUACUAAUUACAUCGCCAAUAUUUACAUCAAAGUCCCGAUGCCUUUACCGGAGAGAAAGUUAGAGGGUGACAAAAGAGGUGACACUCUCCGGAUCAUGGAGAGACUCGAUCGGCUGGAGAAUGUGGUCAACCAGCACAUACAAGAGACUCCAGCGAGGGGAGAGGACGGUCAGGCGGACACAUCAUUCUCUGACUCGUCGCUGUUCGCUCACUGGGGUCAGGAGCUCAGUCCAGACAACCGCCGGGUGGCACUGAAGAUGUUCCAGUACUAUGGAUAUAACGGCUACCUCAGUGAGCGUCUCUCUCUAGACAGGCCAAUACCAGACCUCAGGCCUGAUGGGUGCAGAAACAUAACGUAUCCUUUAAACCUCCCUCAAGUGAGCAUUGUGUUCAUUUUUGUGAAUGAAGCUUUGUCCGUCAUCCUGCGGUCCAUUCACUCUGCCAUCAGCAGGACGCCCUCCCACCUUCUCAAAGAGAUAAUCCUGGUGGACGACAACAGCAAUAACGAUGACCUAAAGGAGAAGCUGGAAGAUUUUGUGUCUGAGACUAACAGCCAACGUCCAGGAUUCAUAAAGAUGGUGCGGCACGCCAAGCAGGAGGGUCUGAUCCGGUCUAGAGUGAGUGGGUGGAGAGCUGCCACUGCCCCAGUUGUUGCCCUGUUUGAUGCCCACGUCGAGUUCAACGUUGGCUGGGCUGAACCCAUUCUGCAGAGAAUUAAAGAAGACAGAACCCGCAUAAUCUCCCCAUCAUUUGACAACAUCAAGUAUGACACGUUUGAGAUUGAAGAGUACCCGCUGUCUGCCCAGGGCUUUGACUGGGAGCUGUGGUGUCGCUACCUCAACCCACCCAAGUCCUGGUGGCACAAGGGCAACAAGAGUGCACCAAUCCAGAGCCCGGCCCUGAUUGGCUGCUUCGUGGUGGAUAGGCUGUACUUUGAGGAGAUUGGCUUGCUGGAUGAGGGAAUGGAGGUGUGGGGAGAAAAUGUGGAGCUGGGCAUCAGGGUGUGGCAGUGUGGCGGCAGUGUUGAGGUUCUGCCCUGCGCUCGCAUCGCCCAUAUAGAGCGUGCUCACAAACCCUACACUGAGGAUCUGACGUCUCACGUGCGGCGAAACGCCCUCAGAGUUGCAGAAGUUUGGAUGGACGAGUUUAAAAGCCAUGUCUACAUGGCAUGGAACAUUCCCAUGGAGGACUCAGGGAUAGAUAUUGGCGAUAUUUCUGAGAGGAAGGCUCUGAGGAAGAGGCUGCAGUGUAAAACCUUCCGAUGGUACCUGGUGAACAUCUACCCUGAGAUGAGGAUGUACAGCGACACCAUCGCAUAUGGAGUACUGAAAAACGCUCUGAAGAUUGAUCUGUGUUUGGACCAGGGACCUGACAAUGACAACGUCCCCAUCCUGUAUCUCUGUCAUGGGAUGACACCUCAGAAUGUGUACUACACCAGUACUCAGCAGCUCCACAUCGGGCUCCUGAGUCCCACCAUUGACGAUGAUGACAACAAGUGCCUGGUGGAUGUGAAUAGCAGACCGCGCCUCAUUGAGUGCAGCUAUGCCGCAGCCAAACGCAUGAAGCUCCACUGGCACUUCACUCAGGGAGGAUCCAUUCAGAACAGGAAAUCAAAGAGAUGCCUAGAGCUUGUAGCGAGCAGUGACAAUGAAUUUGGCUACCAACUGGCUCUGCAGAAAUGCACUGGACAGAAAUGGUUCAUCACAAACGUGCUGUUUAGCAGCUCUUUAUGAUCGGCUGCUGAAAGGAACACUUCAGUGAAUAGCACACCGGACUGGAUGGAGUUGUUUCUUUUGUGUGUGCACAUGUGUAUGUGCGAGUGUGUGUGCAUGGUUGAACACAAUCAUUUUGAGCACCACGAUGUCCUCUGAUGAGCAGUCGACAUCACAUCGUAAAUGUUAAACAUUUUAUUUUGCCUACAGGAUCAGCCAUAGUUGGCGCAUAUUUUGCAGAUUUGACAAGGUAGUAUAUUUAGUAUAUUUUGUUGACUUGAAAAGAUGUAUUGGGUCCAAUAUGUUUUUGUACUGUUCAUAAUUGCUACUGUGUAGCAAGCUUUCUGAACCUGUCCCUGCUGUAAUUAUUUUAUUUUAGUGUCUCAGGUUUGUGGGUUUAUUAUGCGAUUCAGCUGUACACCUGUGGGAAAAUACUGGAAUAAAUCCGAAAAUUAUAGAUUAUUUUCUCAGUGUUAAUAUUUCGAAUAUUUGUAACAGUAAAAUAACUCAUGUAAA
This is a messenger RNA of Micropterus salmoides (largemouth bass), 2613 nucleotides long. RefSeq names its product polypeptide N-acetylgalactosaminyltransferase 18-like. Gene Ontology annotation, cellular component: Golgi apparatus. NCBI's taxonomy places the organism in Eukaryota, Metazoa, Chordata, Actinopteri, Centrarchiformes, Centrarchidae. The record is from RefSeq and is a predicted model, not a curated record.